Messenger RNA from Chenopodium quinoa (quinoa), 1588 nucleotides. Its product is annotated as protein Jade-1-like. The record is from RefSeq and is a predicted model, not a curated record. Gene Ontology annotation, biological process: regulation of transcription by RNA polymerase II. Bases 267 to 1316 code for a protein of 349 amino acids. NCBI's taxonomy places the organism in Eukaryota, Viridiplantae, Streptophyta, Magnoliopsida, Caryophyllales, Amaranthaceae. The transcript has 2 exons.
CCAUUUCCAAACCUUUCAAACUUCUAACCAAAAUAAAGACUUGGAAAAUAAACACACUUUUAAACGUUUUAAAAACUCCGCGCUAAUUUCAUUUUUCAACCCGCAAAACUCAAAACCUUUACAUUUUUAUUUUCCCGGACUUCUUCAUUAUUUCCCCCCCUUUUCCCCUUUCAAUUCAUUUUCAAUCCCUCUAAAAUCAUAACACCCCCAAAUCUUUUCAGUAAACUUUGCUAAUUUCUCUCAAUCUUCUUCUCUCUCUUCUAACAAUGGAUGCAAAUUUCAAUUCUUUACCACCAUUAAAACGUUUCAGGCUGCUGCAACAACAAGAACAGCAGCAGCAGCAACAGCUCUGUCAACCGGAGCCCAAACCCGAAUCGGAACCGGAACCGAAAUCGAAAGCUUUACCAUUGUCACCAUCCAAUCUCCCAGCUAAAAAGAGAAAAUAUGCCCGAGAUUAUUUUUUUGAUUUCAAUGAUGAGAAAGAAAAUAUUCCUCCUUCAAUUACCCCUCCUACACCUUACUGUUUACCUGCCAAGAAAAGGAUUUGGGCUUUUAAGCCCGAAUUCAGCCCGAUUAAGUCUCCUCCUCCAUCUCUUGCUCUACCCAUUGAUCUGAAUCUGGAGUAUGACCCAUCUGUUGAAUCUAAAAUGGAGGGUGAAGAUGGAGAAGAGGAAUCGGGUCGAGUCGAAAUUGAAGUAGAGGGUGAUGGAGAAGAGGAGGAAGCCGAGGACGAUGAUGGGAUUCUAUGUGUUGUAUGUGAAAGCACAGAUGGUGAUCCAUCAGAUCCGAUUGUGUUCUGUGAUGGGUGUGACCUUAUGGUGCAUUCCAGCUGUUACGGAAACCCUCUCGUUAAGGGUAUUCCUGAGGGGGAAUGGUUCUGUGCUCAGUGCUCAGACUCAAACUCACGGCCUUUGGCUCAUAAAUGCUGCCUUUGUCCUGUCACUAAAGGUGCUAUGAAGCCUACUAGUGAUGGGCGUUGGGCUCACAUUGUUUGUGCUUUGUUAGUCCCGGAAGUUUUCUUUGGGGAUCCGGAAGGCCGGGAUGGGAUCGAUUGCUCGAAGAUUCCUAAGAAGAGGUGGAGGGAUAGGUGUUACCUGUGUAAACAAACCAAAGGGUGUGCUAUUGAGUGUUCUGAGCCUAAGUGUCCGUUGGCGUUUCAUGUAACUUGUGGAUUGCAGGAAGAUCUGACUAUUGAGCUUAAAGAAGGGAAGAAUACUGGUGGAAUUGUUGCUGGGUUCUGCAAAAAACACACUGAACUAUGGAAAAAGCAAAAACAAACAGGAAUGUUCAAGAUUGUGGCCAGAGAUGAGGAGUAAAACUUCUGACAGUUCGGGAUUGGUAGAAAGAUGCUGAAUUCUGGGUUUAGCAAAUACUCCAGUUUUUUUGUUUAGUUUUCUUGGUUUAAUGGUAUAAGGGAUCAAUUGACCUUAGAUAGAUACUGACCUCGAAGUUAAUGUGAUCCGAAAUACAUGCUAAUGGAUUGUUUUUGUUUACUUCGUAUAUUCAGUGACAGUACUCUGUCAUCGAACAAUUGCAUGAUUUGCAUCUGCGAUUCAAGUAGAGUAUAAAAGAUGUUUAUUUAUGUUUA